AUGAAAUUAUCACUUUCGGCUCUAGUUCUCUUGCGAGUUCAAGUUGCUUCAGCUACUGCCAGACAUGAGAACAACAAUACACGAGACUGGGUCGCAGCCGCCAAGCUCGCCACGGACUUCGUCGCUGAGCUCACCCUCGACGAAAAAGUAUCCAUGAUCACCGGCAACUCAUCGGCUGGAAACUGCAUAGGAGUCAUUGGGCCGAUCCCUCGUCUUGGGAUACCUGGCCUAUGCUUACUUGAUGGGCCAAAUUCCAUCAACCGCGUCGACCUUGUCAGCGUGUUCCCGUCAGGCAUAACGGCUGCAGCGACGUUUGAUCGAGACCUGAUUUACCGCCGAGGAUACGCGCUCGGAGAAGAGUUCAGAGGGAAAGGUGGACAUGUCAUGCUCGGUCCAUCGACAGGCCCGAUGGGCCGCCAUGCUCUGGGUGGUCGAAACUGGGAAGGCUUCGGCCCAGAUCCAUACCUCGCCGGGAUCUCGAUCGCCGAGACCGUCCAAGGCGUUCAGGCUACGGGUGUCCAGACGUGCUCGAAACAUUACAUCGCCAAUGAGCAAGAGACUCAGCGAUCUAACUCUAACCAGACCGACGGCACAAGAGUAGAAGCCAUCUCGGCAAACAUUGACGAUAGGACCGUCCAUGAGCUGUAUCUUUGGCCGUUUGCAGACGCGAUCAAGGCUGGUACCACAUCCGUCAUGUGCUCUUACAACCGCGUGAACCAGACAUAUGCCUGCGAGAACUCCCACAUUCUGCAAAAACUCCUUCGUGAAGAACUCGGUUUCAAGGGUUACACAGUCAGCGACUGGUUUGCGACACAUUCCACCGCCGAAUCAAUCAACGCUGGUCUGGACCUAGAGAUGCCUGGAAUCAUUCCCUCCAACUACCCAGGCGCCGUCAUGUACUUUGGUGAAAAGGUCCUAGAGGCGGUUACCAAUGGCACCGUCUCCGAGACUAGGAUCAAUGAGAUGAUCCGCAACGUCAUGACUCCAUACUACUUCCUCGGCCAGGACGCCCAAGAUUAUCCAACCCCCGACCCAGCACUGAGAUGGGUUACUCUCGUUCAGGAAGUCGGACUUGGCGCGGCAAAGAAGGGGGGAUUCCUCCCUGAUGGAUUCGUCUUUCAGCAUGGCCGCGACGUGAGAGGAGACCACGCCAAAGUCAUCCGCGAGAUGGGUGCCGCUGGCACAGUGCUUUUGAAGAACGUCAACGAAACUCUACCCCUGCGCGACCCAAAGAUCAUUGGAGUGUUUGGCAACGACGCAGGCGACAUGACAGAUGGCUUUUACCGGCCUUCCGAAAUCCCAGACAGCGUGAACACAGGCACCAUGAUCAUCGGCGGCGGCUCCGGUAGCGGAAGAGCAUCGUACAUCGUCUCUCCGUUAAGAGCCAUCGAGGCCAAGGCGGCGGAAACAGGGGCCGAGGUUCUCUACAUCACCAACAACGAUGUGCUGGCGAGGAAUGAUUUCAGGGGCGUAUACCCACCACCUGAGAUCUGCGUCGUCUUCCAGCAGACCUUUGCCAGUGAGAGUUUCGAUCGCACGUCGUUUGAGCUUGAUGGAAAUUCUACCGCGGUGAUUACCAACGUCGCUGACUUCUGCGGUAACACUAUUGUGGUUACGCAUUCUGGUGGUGUGAACACCAUGCCUUGGGCGAACCACACCAAGAUCGGUGCCAUCCUCGCAGCGCACUACCCCGGACAGGAAAGCGGUAAUUCCAUUGUCGAUCUCCUUUGGGGUGACGUGGCGCCUUCCGGACGUCUUCCGUACACUAUCCCGCUCACCAAGAGGACGCCGCUUAUCGACUACCGCCACUACGACGCUCUCGACAUUGAGCCACUGUACGAGUUUGGGUUCGGUCUAACAUACACCACCUUUGCCAUUGACAACGCUACCCUCGAUGUCAGCAUCUUCGGAGACAACACACCACUUGCUCCGAAACCGGACGCUUCUGUGCAGGUUCAGCCCGGCGGAAACCCCCAGCUGUGGGAUGAAGUAAUCAUCGUCAAGACAAAGGUCUCAAACACAGGAAACAGAACCGCUCACGCUGUCCCACAGCUCUAUCUCACCUUCCCAGACAGUGCUCCUAAAGGCAGUCCACAAAAGGUGCUUCGAGGCUUUGAGAAGGUAUUACUGGAAGCAGGUGCCUCUGCUGACAUUGAGUUUCGUCUGUUGCGCAGAGACGUUAGCUACUGGGAUACUGUCGAACAGACGUGGAUCAUUCCCGACGGCGAGUUUGUCUUUAAGGUGGGCUUCAGUUCCAGGGAUCUUCCAGCGGAGAGGGGCUUCGUUGUGCUUGGAGCAACUAGCUGA
This is a messenger RNA of Colletotrichum truncatum, 2307 nucleotides long. RefSeq names its product beta-glucosidase 2. Gene Ontology annotation, biological process: glucan catabolic process. Gene Ontology annotation, molecular function: beta-glucosidase activity. The record is from RefSeq and is a predicted model, not a curated record. Lineage: Eukaryota; Fungi; Ascomycota; Sordariomycetes; Glomerellales; Glomerellaceae.